CCGAGUUUCGGGUUCCAUAUUUUGGAAAAGUCUUAACGCGUGAGUCACGUUUCACACACUGUCUUGUCAAAUCUGUCUUAAGGAACACAUGGUUGUCUACCUUCUGAUGUUCACCGGUUCGCGAGUUUUGAAUUAGACUGUAAAUUGAACACAUAUGCGAUGGUCGGGCGUGGUUACACUUUUGGAAGUUGUUCCAACCCAGGCAACUGUUUUUAAAAGAAUACUGUGGCAGAGUCGAGUGGGUAUACUGAGAUGGUGAUGCUUUUUAGGUGGGUAUACAGAGUAGUCACGUAGACUACACCACUGGCUGAAAUGGAGCAGUGUAUGGCGAGGCCAGAAGCCAAAAAGAGAAAACCAGCACAGCCCAGACCCCCAUCUGCUCCCCCAAGGCCACCAAAGCUCUCCUCUGAGCUGAGCGGAAACCGGACAGAGACACAGGGGAAGACCACAGUUGAGACAGCAGCAGCUCCUCUCAAGCCCAGUGAUGUGGCAAACAUGAACAGAAUCCAGAGGGAGAGAACGGCUCAAACUCCAGUUAUCCCUCCCAAGCCAGCAGAGAAGGAACUCCACACCACGGUUGCACACAGGCGAUAUCAGACAUCAAAACCCCAGGAUAAUCAGAAUAAGAACACAGCCACGUCACAACCUGUCAACCCACCAAGGCUUUCCAAACAGAUUCCUAAAGAGAAGGCCCCAGAGGUUUCUGAAGCAGCGAGAGAUACAGACACAGACUUCAGACAGGGUAACGUAGCCAAGCUCACAGAGAUGUUCCAGAAAGGUCCAAAAGAACAAGCGCCUACUUUUAAAAGCUACAUAUCAGACUCUGAUCCUCCCAAAUCGGAGGAGAAACCUGAACCUGAGAAGCCCACCACUGAAAUUAAGAAGGGUGGAUUCAAAGGAAUGCUGAACAAGACCAAUCGAUCCAAAUCACAGGCCAGUGUGGACGAUGAUCUCUCUGCUGAGGAGCCUGAUCCAGAGAAGGAGCAGUCUGGUGAUGAGGUUGAAGAGAAGAGACCGAGUGAAGGCAAACAUGGGAAAGGAGGUUUCAUGGCUGGCAUGUUCCGAGGCCUCCAAAAAGAGAAGACAUCUGCUCCUGACCUAAGGGUGAGCCCAGCCAGCAGUGAUGCGGAGAACACAGAGGAGGGGGAGCCUGUAGAAACAAAGGAGAAAGGUCUUUUCCACGGGAUUUUCAAAAAGUCUCAAAAAUCAGAUGUUGUAGAGGAGGGUCUUUCCCAUAAUCUCUCUGCCAGUAAUGACAGUCUGUCUGACACCAGCAACAAAGAGAAAGGCGGCAUUUUCAGUGGAAUAUUCAAGAAACCCAAACCAUCUCAAGAUGAGACACCUGACCAGGACAACCCGUCUGUGCAUAGUAAUCUCUCAGGCAGUGAUGAUGACAAUCUAGCUGAAAACAGCAACAAGGCUAAGGGGAAAGGAGGUAUGUUGACUGGAAUGUUUAAAAAGACGCCCAAGUCUAAACAGCCUCCCAAACCCUCGGAGGAUGAUGGGUCUAUAGAGGAUCUCUCUGCACAUGGUGAACUCUCAGCCAGCAACGACAAUCUCUCAGAGGAGAAAGAAGGUCUGUUCAGUGGCAUUUUCAAAAAGGCCUCCAAACCCACUGAUGAGGAUAAACGGUCAUUACAUGGUGAACUUUCAGCUAGCAAUGACAGUCUCUCUGAGCCCACUAAAAAGGGAGUGCUGGGUGGAAUGUUCAAGAAGAAGUCUCCCAAGUCAACCGAGAUUAAUCCUGCGGAUGAGGACAAGCAGUCAUUGAAAGACGAGCUCUCAAAAAGCACUGAUGACCUCUCUGAGAACAGUGCUAAGGAGAGGGGUAAUGUGUUUAGUGGGUUGUUCAGGAAACCCCAGAAGCAACCUGAGGAUGCUCAAUCUGAAGAGGAUAAGCGGUCUCUGCGUGGGGAGCUCUCGGCCAGUGAGGAAAGUCUUGCAGACAAGCCCAGAGAGAAAAGCGGAAUUUUCGGUGGCAUGUUUAAAAAAGCCCCAAAACCCCCUGAGGAAAACAAGGACACUCAGGAUAAGGACUCGUUAUCCUCUGAAUUGUCAGCCAGUACUGAUGACCUCUCUGAGAUCUCUAAACCUAAAGAGAAAGGUGGUGUGUUUGGUGGCAUGUUCAAAAAGCCGAAACCUCGUGAAGGCUCAGAUGAGGAUAAGAACUCGUUAUCGGCUGAAUUGUCAGCCAGUACUGAUGACCUCUCUGAAAACUCUAAACCUAAAGAGAAGGGUGGUGUGUUUGGUGGCAUGUUCAAAAAGUCGAAACCUCGUGAAGACUCAGAUGAGGAUAGGGACUCGUUAUCGGCUGAAUUGUCAGCCAGCACUGAUGACCUCUCUGAGAACUCUAAAACUAAGGAGAAACAGGGUGUGUUUGGUGGCAUGUUCAAAAAGCCAAAAGCCAGGGAGAACUCAGAUGAGGAUAAGGACUCAUUAUCAGCCAGUACUGAUGAUUUGUCUGAAAACACUAAACCCAAAGAGAAAGGUGGUAUGUUUGGUGGCAUGUUCAAGAAGCCUAAGGCUCGUGAUGACUGUCCUCCAGAUGAGGAUAAUGCACAGUUGGACAAAAACCUCUCUGCUAGUAAUGAUAGUCUGUCUGACAACACUACAACCUCAAAGGAGAAGACCACAGGCUUGAGUGGCAUGUUCAAAAGGUCUCCCAAGCCUGCGCUGCGGUCUCAGGCAUCUACGGACCCGCUUACUGAGUUUAGCGAACUGUCAGAAAGCAAUGACAGCCUUGCAGACUUUGGCAGUUCACAGGACCUUCUGUCUGUUGACCCUCAGCUUUCUGGCAGUAAGGAAAAUCUCCUUGACAAUAAUAAUGCCAAGGAGAAGAAAGGAAUGCUGGGGAUUUUCCGGAGGUCACCAAGACCUGCGGAACAGGCUGGCGAAGAUGGUGAAGGCCAGGGUCUGGGGAGAAAAGGAAGAGGUUUGAAGAAAAAGCGGGUUGUGUCCUUCCGAGUGAAGAGGACUCUACCCAGAAUGCCCAAGUUCUCCCUCAGUCCCUCGGCUCAGAGCACCAUUGAAGAGCCCCUUCUGGAGCAGCCUGUGGAACUGCAGGAGAUGCCGGCCGCGCAGGAGAGCACGGAGGAGCAGGAGAGCACGGAGGAGCAGGUGGAGAUUCAGGAGGUGGAGAUGGCAGACUUCCCCACAGAAGGGAACCCCCUGGAGGCCGAAGGGGAUGGGGAAGGCCUGCUUGACUGGUGGAGAACGGUAGAGGGUUGGGCCCAGUGGAAUGAAACGAAAAAUUUCCAAGAGGAUGAAGAACAAGAGGCGGUGGAGGCCGUGGCUGACCGUGUGUUCAUGGCAGCUCGUCUCUUUGUGCUCCUCUUCAACCAGCGGGGGGCGACGCUGCAGAAGUACAUCCUGGAGCUGCUGGCGCAGGCCGACGCCGUGGACCAGUUCCACAAGAAGACGGUGUCGGCCGCCGUGGGUGGCGGCGUGGCCAGCGUUGCGGGCAGCAUUGCCACCAUCACGGGCCUCGUCCUCGCGCCGUUCACCUUCGGCGCCUCCAUCAUCGUCACCGCCGUGGGCAUCAGCGUGGCCACGGCUGGCAGCAUCACCUCGGCGACGGCCAACAUCACGGACACCGUGCACGCCAAGAUGGACCGCAAGAAGGUGGAGAAGAUGAUCCAGAAUUACCAGGACGAGAUCAAGGACAUCCGGGAGUGCUUGGAGUUUGUGCAGGAAGGAAUGAACACACUGGAUGAAUGGGACUUCCAGAAGUACGCCGACAGCGUGGCCAAGAAGCACAUGACCCGCAACAUCAAACACGUGAUGAAAGAGGGCGGCCGUGCCGGAAAGGCCCUCAUGAUCAACACCGACAGGCUCAUCAGCACCGUGCAGGUGCUCGGUGUUGCCGGCGGCGCUGCCAAGGCCGCCCAGGCCAUCAGCGUCACCACAGGGGUCAUGUCGGCGCUCUUCCUCGCCGUCGACGUCUUCUUCCUCGCCAAAUACUCGCACGAGCUGCGCAAGGGCGCCAAGACCAAGUUCGCCGGCAAGAUCCGUGAUGUGUGCUCGGAGCUGCAGAGUGGCCUGCUGGAGCUCAACAAAGUAAAGUGCCAGCUGCAGAAAACCAUGGACGGAAUCGAGGUGGAGGCUUAUGAGGAGGAGGACGAGGAAGAGGAAGAGGAGGACGAGGAUGACCUGGAGUCAGACCCGGUGAAACUGGCCCAGCUGGAAGAGGAGCUGGACCAGCUGGAGGAGGAGCUGGACAAGAAGAUCCAGGAGGAGCCAAGCAAGAGCAAAGAGGAAAAGAGCAAGAGGAGAAGAAGGAAGGAGACAAAGAGCGGGAAAGAGAAGAAGAAUGAAAGUGAGAAGGAAGGGAUGACUGAAAGUGAGUUCAUGGAGGAUGACCGAAGGAGUGUGAAGAGUGAAUAUGGGGACUUGGAGAAACAAGUGAAAGAAAAAAAUGCGGACGAAGUGCACGGGGAAAAGAAAGUGGAGCAAACCGAGGAGGAACUGAUUGAUAAGACUCCAAAGAGAGAUGCAGAGAAGGAGGCCUCAACCAAGAGUAAGAGAGGAGAGAGGGAUGGGAAGAGUGAAAAGGGGGAGUCUGAGAAAGACAAGGACAGUGUGAUGAUGGAAAAAGCAAAAGAGAAGCCGGAAAGAAAAAUGCGUCCACUUGACAAAAGUGAACGAGUGGAGGGAGGGAGUGUGAGGUCUGUACAGAGCAGUGCAAGCGAGAUGAGUGUGACCGAGAGAGCAGCCCAGGAUAAGGAAGGAGUAAUGAAACAAGAAGACGAGACUAAGAAGGGCAAGACCAGGUCUGAAAAGGGAACGAGUGAUAGCAAGAGGGAGGCAGAGAGACAGACUACCAGGAGUAGGAGAGUUGAGGAGGAUGAGGAUAGAGGGAGCCGAAGGGGAAGUAGAACCGAUGUAGACCUCAAAGAAGGUGGGAAAGCGGUCACCAAGCCCAAGCAGGAAGAGGCUGGAGGAGAGGAGAGAGGAGGAGUACAGAGGGAGAGUACAAAGAGACGAGACAGAGACAGAGAGGUCAGGGGUGAAAGGUUGAGCAAGCAGGAAGGAGGUACGAGCAGGGAGAGCCUUGAGGUCAAAGGGGUGGAGGACUAUGGGAGGAGGAGAGAGAGGGAAGGGGAGAGAAGAGGUAGCAGGCAGGAAUAUGGGAGUGAGAGAGGAGGGGUAGAGGGGAGGAGCAGGAGUGGGCAGGACACCGCCAGCUUAAGAGGAAGGAGUGCAAAGGAGCGGAACGAGGAGAACCGAGGAAGCAGGCAGGAGCACGAGAGGGAGCGUAGAGGGGGUGAGGAUAGGAGGGGAAGUAGACAGGAAAACUCUGCUGAGAAGCACAGGGGAAGUGCAAAAUGGGACGACAGCCACACUGAAGGAGAAGCCAGAGAGAAGAGAAGAGAGGGACCCGGAGAAAAGCCAGAGCCAAUGUCUCGUACACGCUCCAUGCGUCAGGGCGGCCUCAAUAUAUAACCUGUGUAAGACUGCUGUGUAUGAGCCACAUGUCUCAUGACUUUGGGGUUGGUUUCCUGUGCAUGGAUUAAGUCUAAUCCUAACAGUACACUAAAAUGCAAUUUUGAUGAACAUUUCCAUUGAAAAUUAGCCUGGGAGAACCCAGACAAAUCUGUUAGUGAAUUUGAAGAGGCCACUGACGCCCAUUUAUACUAUUCCUAAAACCCUGGCACCAACCCUGGUCGCUUAUCUGACAUGGGCGGGCUUUAUAUGAUGACACAUAGAGCAGUGCAUUCAACACAACCAAUGGCUGUGUUGAUGGAGACAGAAUUAAACCAUAUGAGCUGGAAGUCCAGGAAGUCCAGACCUCAAUCUCAAUUGAGAUACAAUGUAUAGUGUCAAUGAGGAUGCUGAAAAAAGCUUGCAGUCCAGGACUAGGCCUAAUCCAUGUGUACAACAUUUAUCUGUAAAGACUAGUGUAGAGCAGUUGAGAUAACCAGACAUUUGCUGAUGAGUGGACAUACAUGAAACUAGAUGGACAAAGGAAAUGUCUCUAAUUGGCCUGUCUAUACAUAACCACUAUGUAGUCAUUUUGGAAGUACAUAAUUGCAUUGUGUUUCCACAUGUUUGAUCAUUGCCGAUUUUAAUUACACAGGCCGAUGUUUACUGUUACAUACCAUACAUGUACCAUAAUUCAUAUGGUACUUUGCUAUGAGUUUAAACCUUUAAAUCUUCUGACAAAUGAAUACACAUGCUAGCAAUAAUGCCCAACACCCGUAGCCUCCUUGCUAGCACAUCCACCUCCUCUCUCCAAGAUUGUGAACUAGAGUUCGGUGCAGGACUGUGUGUGUCUACACAACACAGGUUACAGAUACUUUACUAUACUGUACUUGCACACGGAUUUCUUAUCUGACACUUAUAAGUAGCCAACACGAACAAUAAAGUAGUAUUGCCUACUAUUGUUGCCAAAGUCACAAGACAAGUUAAAGUAGCUUGGUGUUUAAGGGACAGCUGGGACAAAUUUAGAUUUUUCUGAUGUUUGCAUUUUUUACAUUGAUCAAAAACAUUCAUUCAAAUGAAUGAAUUCAAUAUUUCACCCAGUGCUACUUCUUGGUCACUGGCCUACAGUAGGAUGGGUGACAAAAAAUCCAAAUGGAUGUUACCCUCUAUUAUGAAAUAAUCUUUGUCAUAUUACAGUGAUUUGACUAGCUGACUUUUGAAUAAGAAAUACAAAUUUCUCCAUCGGCCUGAGAGUGUUGACAUGUUCUCUUAAAAAUAUUGAAUGGAGAACUUGUUUGGCUAAUUCAUAAGCUAACUAGGUUGCACAAAAUUACACAGACAGCAGUUCAGCAGCACUUUAGAAUCUUGCUAUGCAGGCACAUGCAUUUGUCGGGUAGUUGUGGGGACAUAAACUAUUAUAUGUAAUAUUUUAUAUUUAAUAUUUUUUGAGAUGCACGAAAGAAUGAUAUAUGGUGACUGAUAUGGUGACUGUCCAAGUGAGUGGCAGACAGUCACCCACCCACUGAUGCCCACUCAUGGCUAUACAACUGGUGUAGAAAUGAUCGUCAUAGUUUUGCCAGUGGUAUAUUUUUUACUUUGUACAUGCUGCUCUGCUGUUCAUAUUAAUAUUUAGUAACGCUAUAAUUCUUUGAUAGUGUAUUGGGAGAGUUUUUUGUGCCUUAAAUGUGAAAUGUAUUUUAACCAACUAUCCUUCCAGUAUGAAAUACUUUUUAAUGCACUUGGCAUCUCAUAUGAUCCAAGAUCAGAUCAGAAUGCACUUUAUUAGCGUCUCCCCUCAGGACCACCUUAUGUCUCCAUAUCUCCAUGGAGAGGAGAGGAACACAUCCCCUCAGUACUGUGCAGAGUAGUGGGUGGAUGCAUUCAAUCCAUUAUAGCCAUUAAAUCCAUUAAAGCCAUCAAAUGUUUGUCAAAAGAGGGGGUGGAGUCAGCACAGCACAGAGUGUCUGCUGUGAAAUUCUCCACUCUUCUAAGAAAAUGACUACUGAUUAUUUUUUUUAUCUUUGUUGUAUGUAUUGGUGGGAUUGUUUUUGUGCUCAUAGUUGUGUGCUCAUGUUCAUUUGUUCAAAUAUUUUUUCUUUGUUAUGUGUUGUCUUUGUUGUCGAUGUAAAGUGCCAAACCUCUCUGGUGUUUCAUGCCACUGUCGUACAAACUGUUACAAUGGGUUCCUUUUGGUAUUUUUAAUAAAUUUCUAUUUCCAUA
Messenger RNA from Sardina pilchardus (European sardine), 7641 nucleotides. It is a transcript of the gene apold1a, whose product is annotated as apolipoprotein L domain containing 1a. Gene Ontology annotation, molecular function: lipid binding. The coding region runs from base 313 to 5442 and encodes 1709 amino acids. Gene Ontology annotation, biological process: lipid transport; lipoprotein metabolic process. The transcript is spliced from 48 exons. Gene Ontology annotation, cellular component: extracellular region; membrane. The record is from RefSeq and is a predicted model, not a curated record. NCBI's taxonomy places the organism in Eukaryota, Metazoa, Chordata, Actinopteri, Clupeiformes, Clupeidae.